AGUGAUGAUCCAUGGCACGAAGCCUCCAGUGAGGAUCCAUGGCACAAAGCCUCCAGUGAUGAUCCAUGGCAUGAAGCUUCCAGUGAGGAUCCAUGGCACAAAGCCUCCAGUGAUGAUCCAUGGCACGAAGCCUCCAGUGAUGAUCCAUGGCAUGAUACCUCCAGUGACGAUCCACGGCCCGAAGCCUCCAGCGAAGAUCCACGGCAUGAAGCCUCCAGCGACGAUCCACGGCACGAAGCCUCCAGCGACGAUCCACGGCACGAAGCGUCCAGCGAUGAUCCACGGCACGAAGCCUCCAGCGACGAUCCACGGCCCGAAGCCUCCAGCAACGAUCCACGGCACGAAGCCUCCAGCGACGAUCCACAGCCCAAAACCUCCAGCGACGAUCCACGGCCCGAAGCCUCCAGCAACGAUCCACGGCCCGAAGCCUCCAGCGACGAUCCACGGCCCGAAGCCUCCAGCGACAAUCCACGGCCCAAAGCCUCCAGCGACGGUCCCCGGUCUGAAGCCUCCAGCGACGAUCCACGGGACGAAGCCUCCAGCGACGAUCCACGGCACGAAGCGUCCAGCGACGAUCCACGGCACGAAGCCUCCAGCAACGAUCCACGGCCCGAAGCCUCCAGCGACGAUCCACGGCCCGAAGCCUCCAGCGACGAUCCACGGCCCGAAGCCUCCAGCGACAAUCCACAGCCCGAAGCCUCCAGCGACGGUCCCCGGUCUGAAGCCUGCAGCGACGGUCCCCAGCCCGGAGCCUGCAGCGACGGUCCCUAGUCCGGAGCCUCCAGAGACGGUCCCCAGUCCGGAGCCUGCAGCGACGGUCCCCAGUCCGUAGCCUCCAGAGACGGUUCCCAGUCCGGAGUCCGCGACAACGAUCUACGAUCCGGAGUCCGCGACGACAAUCUACGGUCCGGAGUCCCCGGCGACGAUCCCCGCACCAGGGGCGCCACCAAAGUGGGGGGAGCCUCAAACGGAGCAGGGUCUGCAUCCCGCACCGGAGCCUCCACCGAGAUGAGAUGCCCACCCGGACCCUCCCCUUUAGGUUCAGGUUUGCGACUGGAGUCCGCACCUUUGGGGGGGUACUGUCACGCCCUGACCUUAGGGAGCCUUGUUUAUUCUCUAUUUGGUUAGGUCAGUGUGUGACUUGGGUGUGCAAAUCUAUGUUUCUAUUUCUUUGGUGGCCUAGUAUGGUUCCCAAUCAGAGGCAGCUGUUUAUCGUUGUCUCUGAUUGGGGAUCAUACUUAGGCAGCCUUUUUUCCCACCUUAGAUUGUGGGAUCUUGUUUGUGUGUAGUUGCUUUCUGCACUGCAUAUAGCUUUACGUUUGUUUACUUAUUUUGUUUUUCGGUGUCAUUUUGAAUAAAGAAAAAAUGUACACCUA
Oncorhynchus masou masou (cherry salmon) is the source of this 1376-nucleotide messenger RNA. RefSeq names its product serine-rich 25 kDa antigen protein-like. The transcript has a single exon. Lineage: Eukaryota; Metazoa; Chordata; Actinopteri; Salmoniformes; Salmonidae. The record is from RefSeq and is a predicted model, not a curated record. The annotation marks the transcript as partial.